AUGCCCACAUUUCCGACCGAUUCUGCCGUUUAUAUGAAGAAAGAUGUAUUGAAUGAAAAACUCAAUGAUAUCUCAUCAGAAGAGGGAUUGACUCCAAGACAGGCCAUCGCUACCAAAGAGUUUGCCAUUUUGUCCACAAAGAUAAUGCUCACAGAAUUGGUCUUCUUUUAUCUUCUCUUCGUCUAUAAAAUGUCAGCCAACGGUUCCCAAGUGUUGGACAACUCAUUUCACUACAAUUUUGAGCCAUUCUUCACACUUCAGCCAAACCUCGAGACCAGAAAACAACAGCUGAAGGCUUGGCGUCAACUGAUUGUCGAUUAUUACGAGUCCAUCAGUGGUUAUGUCUUGGAUGUGAACCAAUCCAUUAACGAACCGCUCUUUAGGAACAAUAAGAUUAACAGACAAUUGUCUUUGGAUUCAAUUCGAGUCAUUCUCAACGACUUGCACUCCAAUGGUCUCAUUGAAUGGUUGGAUCAGAAAAGACAAGACAAAUGUUAUGUGUAUUGGAAGCGACCCGAAGAAUGGGCUCAACUGAUCCACAAAUGGGUGGAAGAGAAGUCACUGAACAAUACUGUUUGUACGCUCUAUGAGAUCACAUCCGGUGAGCAGACCGUCGACUAUGCCUUUCAUGGACUCAAUGAAGACAUUUUAGUCAAAGCGUUGAAGUGUUUGGAAAUCAAUGGAAAGGCUGUUCUCAUCAACUUUGACAACAACUCUGGCAUCACAUCCGGUGAGCAGACCGUCGACUAUGCCUUUCAUGGGCUCAAUGAAGACAUUUUAAUCAAAGCGUUGAAGUGUUUGGAAAUCGAUGGAAAGGCUGUUCUCAUCAACUUUGACAACAACUCUGGCCCUUUCGGUCAGACUUUCAUUGCGGACGACUUUUUUCUGUCUAUUGUCGGCGCGUCGGCCGCCGUUUGCAACACAUUGUGCCGUAUUCUUGUCGGGCAUCUCAAAGACAUGACCACUUAUAAAAUCUGUUGUUUGCCGUUGAGUUGUUUGGCGACAAUCCUUGUGGUAGCCCUUCCUCUCACUCCAUAUACUCAUCGCAUGGUUUACGCCGUAUGUGUUGUCUGUGCGGUCGGUAUCGUUGGCUCGCAGUACGCACUCAUGCCGUCGGCGAUCACCGAAGCAUUUGGCGAACGGUUCGCCAGUAUUAACAUUGGACUCGUCUAUAUGUCAACUGUGAUAGCAGACAUCGCCGGGGCUUUCGCUUCCCAACACUUGACUGACACUCUUGGCUGGUCUGGAAUGAUAGCUCUGGUGGGCGUCUGUGCGCUGAUCGAUUUUUUAAUUACAUUCCUUUUGCCUAAUAAUCAACACUUAAGACUGAAGAAAAGACUCGUGAAUCGAGACAUGAAAUCAUUGAAAGCCAAAUGUUGUGACGACAAGCCCUUUGCGAUAGGAGUUUAUAAUUGCAAUACAAUCGCCAAUACAAUGACCACUCGGAGGACAAAAGCCACGCGUCUGUAA
Messenger RNA from Medioppia subpectinata, 1470 nucleotides. The record is from the annotation of a GenBank genome assembly. Lineage: Eukaryota; Metazoa; Arthropoda; Arachnida; Sarcoptiformes; Oppiidae.